Molecule: messenger RNA, 1440 nt
Organism: Closterium sp. Naga37s-1
Lineage: Eukaryota; Viridiplantae; Streptophyta; Zygnematophyceae; Desmidiales; Closteriaceae
Source: the annotation of a GenBank genome assembly
AUGAUUCCAUUUGUAAGGACAGAAGCAGGCAGGUCCCAUCUCGCCACCACAGCACCUGCCCCACAUUCACUUCCCCAUACCCAUUCUCACAUGUACCCUUCUCUUAUCCGCCAUCCCUCUGUUGCUCUCCUUCUCUUUCCUGCCACAGAGCCACUCCUGCUGGAAGCAGAAACUGCUACACCCGGUGCUACCAGUGCAACCAGUGCUAGCAAACCUACCACUGCCAGCGUUGCACAAUCCGCGAACGCUUCCCAGAACCUUCCCGGACAGCCACUUCCCACACCACCCGCACUUCCAGCUUCCCUAGUUUCAGAAGAUUCUUCAAUAGGCACUUCUUCCUCUGCUGAACUCCUUGCUGGUGACUAUAUUGAAGGGGAAAGCACACCUGGAGCGGACAGCAGCGUGGGGGAUCCGAGGGGGUUUCUGGCCGCUCCACAGCUGGCCGCUUUCUUUGCAACCUCCUCCAUCGCUGCUGCAGGGAUUCCUAGUACCUCUGUGACAGGACUUCCCAAUGUUAGAGGGGAUUUGGCUGUCACAGGGGUAUCUUCUGCUCCUAUUUCCCGGGCUUCAGGUGGAGAUGGGGCAGGAGAGGGAGCCUUAGGAGGGGUGCUCUUAUCGGGUAAAGAAGGAAGAGGAGCAGCAAGGGAGGUGCUUCUGCCUAACCCCCCUGGGGGGAUGAUGCUUCUCAGUGACUUGUUGCCUGCUAGCAGUGCCACGUCCCACAGCAACUCGCUCGAUUUGCAAGGCACUGCCUCUGUUGAAGGUGCGAAUUCGGGAGUGGAAGAGGCGAGAGAAUCUCGAGCAUUUGUCACGCGUGCAGCCACGACCACUGCAGAGCGGUGCCUUGAGCUACUGCAGCAGCCGCUCACUCCCUUGGCAAUGUCGGAGUUCCAGUUUCAACCGCAGCUCUCCAAGGCCCUCGACUUCUCACUUUCGGAUUCCUUGCCACUUCCUUUCGGGGCAUCUCCUGCCGCCGCCUCUACCUGUUACCCCGCAGUCGCCCCUCCCUCCUACCCUCCCGUCGCCAUUCCCUCCCAUCCCGCCGCCACCUCUCCCUCCCAUCCCGCCACCUCUCACCCUGCCGUCGCCUCUCACUCCCACCUCCCUGUCGCCUCUCCCUCACACCCCGCCAUCGCCACUCCCUCCCCACCCCACCGUCGCCACUCCCUCCCAUCCCGCCGUCGCCUCCCUCCAUCCCGCCGUCGCCUCCCUCCAUCCCGCCGUCGCCUCCCUCCAUCCCGCCGUCGCCUCCCUCCAUCCCGCCGCCGCCUCCCUCCAUCCCGCCGUCGCCUCCCUCCAUCCCGCCGUCGCCUCUCCUUCCUCCGUCGCCUCCGGCGACAGGUGCACGAGCGCAACCGCGAGUUGGUGCGCGAGCGCGGGUUGGUGCGCGAGCGUGGGUUGGUGCGCCCGCGGGGAUUGGUGUGCCAGCGCGGGUUGUAG